This is a messenger RNA of Clarias gariepinus (North African catfish), 5014 nucleotides long. RefSeq names its product WASP family member 3b (gene wasf3b). The coding region runs from base 75 to 1505 and encodes 476 amino acids. Gene Ontology annotation, molecular function: Arp2/3 complex binding; protein kinase A regulatory subunit binding; actin binding. Gene Ontology annotation, biological process: positive regulation of Arp2/3 complex-mediated actin nucleation; actin cytoskeleton organization. NCBI's taxonomy places the organism in Eukaryota, Metazoa, Chordata, Actinopteri, Siluriformes, Clariidae. The record is from RefSeq and is a predicted model, not a curated record. The transcript has 9 exons. Gene Ontology annotation, cellular component: cytoskeleton.
GCGGGCUCAGGGACAGGAGUGUGUGUGUGUGUGUUUGGAGACCAGGGUUAGGCUGAGUGUGGCGAGGGAGAGCCAUGCCGCUGUUAAAGAGGAACAUUGAGCCCCGGCACCUGUGCCGUGGUGCGCUGCCCGAGGGCAUCGGUAGUGAGCUGGAGUGUGUAAUGAACAACACACUGUCUGCCAUCAUCCGCCAGCUCAGCAGCCUCAGUAAACAUGCCGAGGACAUAUUCGGCGAGCUGUUCCGCGAGGCCAACGCCUUUUAUCUGCGUGCGAACUCCCUGCAGGACCGCAUCGAUCGGCUCGCCGUCAAGGUCACUCAGCUGGACUCCACCGUGGAGGAGGUCUCUCUGCAGGACAUUAACAUGAGGAAGGCUUUUAAAAGCUCUACAGUACAGGACCAGCAGGUAGUGUCCAAGAGUAGCGUCCCCACCCCGGUGAAAGAGAUGCACGGGCUGAGUGACCCGCCGCCCCCUCUCAACAUCCUCUCACCGUACAGGGACGAUAAUAAGGAAGGGCUGAAAUUUUACACCGACCCCUCGUACUUCUUCGACCUGUGGAAGGAGAAAAUGCUGCAGGACACGGAGGACAAGAGGAAAGAGAAACGACGACAGAAGGAGCAGAAGCGCUGCGUUGACGCUGGGACGCUGCAGAGAGAGGUGAAGAAGGUGCGAAAAGCUCGUAAUCGGCGUCAGGAGUGGAACAUGAUGGCAUUCGAUAAGGAACUGAGGCCUGACCUGAGGCACGGCCACACGGUGCACAGAGGAGGAUCGUCCGAGGGCUCCAUGUCACCGGAAAACAGGUCUCACGGCCAAGACCACCUGGACCACGGCUAUCUCAGCAUGUCCAACCAUGCAGGCCACGCCCAUACAUACUCCGGCCCUCCUCCCAGCAUGGCGGCGCUUUCGGCGCACGCCCACAUGGAGCAGAACUACAGGACGGGGUCUAUGGCGUACCGCUCGGGCACACUGGGACGUCCACACCAGGCCCCGCCCCCUCCUCCACUAACGGAAUGCAUGAAUGGCUCGACGCCCAUCCCGCCACUGGACUACAGUAUGGAUUACAUGAACUCGGCCUCGCCCCCACCCGCAGCUCCUCUCAUUCCAUCAUCUCAAACGGCUUUCGUUAUGCCUCCCAUGGGCCCACCUCCAGGCCCGCCCAGUUUAAGUGCAGGUUACAUCCUGCCUGCUUCACCUGCGUCUGGACCAUCGUCUGCUCCUCCUCCGCCAGGGCCUCCACCACCUCCACCCAGCACCUCCCAACCCAUCACACCCAAACGGCCCCCUGUGGCCGCUGAAGCCCCGCCCAUAAAUGAUGCCCGCAGCGAUCUGCUAGCUGCCAUACGCAUGGGUAUCCAGCUGAAGAAGGUGCAGGAGCAGCAAGAGCAGCAGGCAAAGCGAGAACCGGUGGGGAACGACGUGGCUACCAUUCUGUCCCGCCGCAUAGCUGUGGAAUACAGCGACUCUGAGGAUGAGUCGGAGUUAGAGGAUAAUGACUGGUCUGAUUAAAGAAACACACACUUUCACGAUAACGCCGCAGUAUCGACAGUACAGAGGAGUGCAGAAGCACUCAAAAGUUUGGACCUGAUUGGAUGUGUUUAUUAUUGGCUUGAUCAAAAGUCUCAAUCAGGGGUUUUAAUCUCAUUGAAAAGAUUUUUUGGAAGGAAAACAUAUAGACUCGAGUGCUGGAGAAGCUGAAAGGACUGAAUGGUCUGAUGCCUUCAUAUUGAUUGUAUGAAAAAUAACUAGAGCCAUGAAGUUAAAUUAAUCUUUUGUUGGUCGAUCGAAUUAAUUGAAUCACCGGAAAAGUUUCUGUUCAAAAUCGAUUCAUACUUUUUAAAUUAAUUGGGUAAACUUCCAACAUUGUACGGUCUAACAUUCUUAAAUUCUUUUUUGUAAAUAUUUUUACAGAUGAAGCAAGAAAUAGAAACCACUUGAAUACUUGAGUUUUGCCAGAGUAUCCCUUUAUUUUUGGAGUUUUUGUGCAAUCCUGCCUCCUCCUGGACAGGAGUAUGGACCAAAGGAUUGUCAGUGUUUAAUAUUUACAAAAUUUGCUUUGAACAAAUCAUACAGUAAAUUUUACUGCUGUUAAAUCAAAUUAAAAUUCACAGUUCCCAAGAACUUAAUAGAAUCGAACCAGCAGUCUGUCGAUGAUUCAUGGCUCUAAUAAUUAACGCAGGGUUAUGUUAGAGUUAAAGUCAGGAUUAAGUGUAAAAAUCUAUACAGCUUAGUUUAAAUCUCAUUAUAAAUGUAUAUUGUAGAGAAAAGUAACAGAAAUUAGCUGGAGCAGUGAUUAAGGGGUCCAAGCAUGAGGCAAUGGCCUGGUGAUGCUGAAUGAUGAAAUAAUUCACUGGUUUAACUUUCCUACAUUGCGUAAGAAUGAAGUCAGUGGUCCUUUCAGACGUCCUGGACGUACGUACAGUACAAGUCAAAAGUUUGAGCACAACUUCUAAUUCAAUAUUCCUGAUUUAUUGUGUACAUUCUAGAACAAUACUGGGUUUUUUUUUAACUAUGAAAUAACACAUAUGUCAUUAGGUAAUUAAGUAACAACAACAUUAACAGCCAGUUGUUAUUUUAAGACACAAAGGUCAGCCGUUCGGGAUCAGUUCUUGCAAGAACAGUGUUGUGUCAAGUGCGUUUGCAAAACCCAUCAAGCUCCAUGAUGUAACUGUCUCUCAUGAAGACCUUCCCAGGAAAGCAAGACCCAAACUGAGCUCUGCUGCAGAGGAGACGUUCAUUUAGAGUCACCAGCCUCAGAAAUCACCAAUUAACAACCAGCACCUCAGAUUAGAGCCGUUAUGAAGCUUUAGAGAGCAGAAGUAGCAGAUAAACAUCUCAAUAUCAACUGUUCAAAGGAGAUCAUUGUGUAUUGUGGAUAAACACCUUCAGUAUUGUUUUACAGUGUAGAAAUACAAAUCGGUAAAGGCCACAGAGUUGGAGGGCAUGUACAAACUUUUGUCUGGUAUUGUGUGUUUAAUAAUGUUGAUGAAGGACAUUUCUCGUAGUUAUGACCGGUUUGUGUGGGUUAAGCGUUAUCUAUUACAGAUAUAAAGAGCAAAUUCAUUAUGUUUUGUAGUCCUUGCAUUAAAAAGUACAUAAAAAAUGUAAUAUGCUGUAUUCUUCCCAAAAAAGUAAUAGCAGCCUACAGUAUGUAGGAACAGUGUUGAAUGAUUUAGACAGGUUUUUCCAUGUAAUAAUGAUGAAAAUGUAAAACGCUGCUGCUGAGAUAAUGCUUAAACAAUGAAGGUAACUGACCUGAUGACUCUGUGACAAGUUUGAUUAAAAAACAUUGGCUUGUUUGAUGCUUGGACCCCUAAUAAAAUGUGACGUGUCCAAACUUUUAAAUGCUUCUGAUCGCUCAAACUCUUCUAGCUGUUAAUUUAGAUUAUUAUUAGAUUUCUAAAAAAAUACAUAUUUUUUCUUUAGUUUAAAAAACAGGCAAGAUUCAAACAUAAUUGUAACAUAAUUGUAACAUUAGUUACAAUGUAGCUAUUAGUUAAAUAGAAAAACACACUACAGCAUUGAGAAAUAGUAGCUGUGCAUGAAGCGAACCUGGAGGUGACAUGACCUGGACAUCCCUUAACGAAGCAAAAGUUACUAGUGACGGCGAUGCCAACUCCGCUCCCGUGACGACGGGAAAACAUCUCGUGACGAAUUAAUCAUCUGCCCCGGGACGUGCCGAGCCCUCAUCGUAGAAACGGGUUCUUGGGGGACCGUCGUCUCUAUGGAAACAGUACAGCUGGGAUGCCGAUCUCCAUGGCAACCCGUGGUGCAUAGGUGGCGAGCGGACGAAAUAAAUCAAGCGCAGGCUGUUUAUUUUUUAAUGCACAGCACAUUCUUUUAAUACAAAAAUUAACAAGGAUCUCUUGGAUUUCAAAACUAACCAAAGCAAUAAAAAGAGAGCACUAACACCUUGAAAAAAUAUACACCACAUUCACGUAAAUGUCUUACAACAUCCCACUUACAGUAAAUAGUGCAUGUCGAUUAUCGUUGUUUUUUUCUCUUUGUUAAAUAUUAAUAAUAAUAAUAAUAAUAAUUUUGCAGAUACGUAUUUUUGUUGUUGUGCCAUUUCUCAAAAAAUAAAGUGCAUUUCACAGUUAAGACUACGCAUACGUCUACACAAGAUGCUGUUCCUGUUUUAACCCUCCUUUUUUCUUUUUUUUAUCCCAAUCACGUCAUUUAUGAACGGUUUCAGUCCCGACACACCGUUUCGCUUGGAAACUCCUCAAAGAAAGCUUGAGGCACGCGUCAUCUGCGUCGUCACGCUAGUCCUUCUGCUUCACCUCAGGACAUGAAUCUCUCGCAAAAUCUUCGCACAGACACUUGGGUCAUUUUUGCAAUCAAGCUCCUACAGUGGAGUACAGCGCAUCUACGAUUGGUUACGUCAGUGAAGAACUUUAAAGUGUCCUCCAUCUGAACACGUGAUGUAAAACAGUGUUACUCAAUGUUAUCAAUUAUAAUAUUAAAAUGAAUUUUAUGACAUCACAUCGAACUAAAGACUCGACUUUAAAGCACAAUCCUUAUCCUGUCUUUGUCUUGUUUGUCUUCGCGUCUACACAUCGGUCGUCUCGCCCGCUCAAAACAGACACCGAUUAGCUCUCAAGGAAAAAAAACAAACAAAAAUGUAAAAAAUGAGACAAGGUAAAGAGGUUACACGGGGUGAAUCUGGACGAGGCCCAAAGUUAAUCACUGGCUCAGAGCACCAUGACUCGAUGUCACAAUGCGUCUCCGGUGUCUCAUGCCUUAUUUACAGGAUCAGCUCGACGGAUAGGACGCCUUGGCAAGUAAACAGUAAUAAUUAUUCCUUUAUCGAUACAUUCACAAAAGACUGUACAGCGCAUCGAAAUGCAGGCGGAACAAAAAAAUAGGAAAUUAAAUAAAUCGAUUCUUCUUUUUCGGACAUUAUUUUCAAAAUGUCAUCAUCAUACACGAUGAAAUAUUAAAACCUCCCUCAUCGGCUCAAAACGAGUAAGAGGUCACUCAGGUCAAAGGUCACGUCGGGUAAACCGAGGCUCAAG